Messenger RNA from Octopus bimaculoides (California two-spot octopus), 2122 nucleotides. RefSeq names its product caspase-7. NCBI's taxonomy places the organism in Eukaryota, Metazoa, Mollusca, Cephalopoda, Octopoda, Octopodidae. Gene Ontology annotation, biological process: apoptotic process; proteolysis; positive regulation of neuron apoptotic process. The record is from RefSeq and is a predicted model, not a curated record. Gene Ontology annotation, cellular component: cytoplasm. Gene Ontology annotation, molecular function: cysteine-type endopeptidase activity.
GUGAGUGUGUGUGUGCGUGCUUGUUCUUGUCUGUGUAAGGCUUUUUUUCUUCUUCAAGUUUAAAAUGCGUGCUUGUUCUUGUGUGUGUGUCUGUCUGUCUGUUCUGUUUUUAUGUAUUUGUGUGUUGUGGAAUAUAGAUAUAACGAAAUUAUGCCAGCAAUGUCGCAUUUUAAACUUGAAGAAAAAAAGCCUUACACAGACAAGAACAAGCACGCACGCACACACACACUCACACACACACACACAGAGGAACAAGCACGCACACACACACACACAGAGGAACAGGCACCCACGCACGUACAACCCAUUAGUUUUCUUCUCCUCCUCCCAUUUCAUGACAGUUGGCCACGUGCUUUUAAGCUUUUCGCGGAAACAGCCGAAUUGAUGUUUUGAAUUCGCUGAGUUAUAUCGAAGGAAUGCCGGACUUAAUGAGGUUUUACAUAAUGGCUCCGUAAUAUGAAACAAACAUUUUCAUGAAAAUUAUUUCACGCAAGUUCUCAAAUAGUUUUUCUGGUUUUGAAGGUGAGAUUUGAGGGCAGUCGUAGCUAGGCGACAGAGACUACUGUUUCAGUUAUCAAACCCGGAACUAAAUUCAAAUCAUCUCAUUGCUACAUUGACUAACAUGGAUGACGUACCUGCAAAAAGGAAAAACUGAAUGACAGUACAGGCGAUCACUUCGAUCGACCAACUGAGGUCGAACUAUUGAAAUGGUUCGAAAGAUAUGAUAUGACACAUAAAAAGCGAGGUAUCGCCUACAUCUUCAACAUUGAAAAUUUCAGUGACUCGGAACUUAAAAUUUGUCAUGGAAUAUCAAAAGACGCACAAGAUUUUAAAAGUGCGUUAAGAAGUCUUGGAUUUUGUGAAGAAGAUAUCCAUGUUCAUACAGAUUCAAGAACCGAAGAAAUGAAGGAGAUUUUGCAAAGCUUUGGCGAGGAAAAUCUUGAUGUUGGUAUUGAUUGCUUUAUUUGUGCAAUACUGAGUUGUGGUAACUCAGACGGUCUUAUCUAUGGAUACGACGAUGCAAUUGAACUAGAGAAAUUACUUUCUUAUCUGAAACCCGAUCGUUGUCCAUGUUUAAAAGGAAUACCUAAAUUAUUCUUUGUUCAAGCAUGUCGAGGAAGUAAGAUUGAUUCUGGGAUCGAAAAAAAUGAUGCUGAUUCCAAUGGAUUUGAAAAAACGUCACCCAAAAUUCCAGUUAUGGCAGAUAUUUUGGUUGCUUAUUCAUCGUGUAAUGAAUAUCCUUCUUUUGGAAGUAAAGAAAGAGGCUCGUGGUUUAUGCAAGCUCUAAGUGACAUUUUAAUGAAAUAUGGCAAUAAACAUGAAAUCAUGACACUUUUAACCGCUGUCUCUAACUAUGUUGCCUCUUUUGAUUUCCAAAGUUCGGAUAAUUCAGUAUACAAUGGCUGUAAACAAAUGCCUCACAUUACGUCGACAUUGACCAAACAACUGAAAUUUUUGAACCGGGAUCCUUAAAUAGAAACGGAGCUUCUUACAGUGAGAAUUUCUGAUGCACGCACACAUACGAAAAAGAUAUAUUCUAGAAACUCAUGUCCGCAAGAAAUAGAAAUGGAGCAUAUUUUAGGAACUUAUAUAUAUUCAAAUACAAACACUAUUUUUACAUAUAAUACCUGCAAUAUAAAUUGUUAAAUAGGUAAAUGUAAUAUUUUCAAUAAUUGCUAAUAUGAUUACAGAAUUAAUUUGAUUUUAUAAAUAUCAUCUAACUUUUUAAGACGUUUAACUAAAACUUUUUUCUACCAUAAAUUUCAAUAAGAACACAAGUGCCUUACGUGUACACUCUAAAUCUCAAAAUAAUUCUUCACUCUGAAAAUUCAACUAACAUUGUUUGGCGAACCUGACGCACUGUCACCCCUACUUCCGAAACCUACCUUUCCGACUUUUUUCCCCCACCGGAUUCCUAUGUUUUUGAUGACAGAGAUUCCGAAUAUGAAAAAAAAAAAGAAAAAAAACGUUUUCAAAAUUUUUAAUUCCCUACCAAUUUUAAUUUUUAACUUUCUUCGAAUUUUUUUUUUUUUUUUUUUUCAAUCUACGUGGAAAAAUACGGAGAUUAAGAUUAUGCAAAGUUUCAAACUGUUUAGUUAAAAAAAAUAAUUAAAAAAUCUGU